Nicotiana tabacum (common tobacco) is the source of this 1038-nucleotide messenger RNA. NCBI's taxonomy places the organism in Eukaryota, Viridiplantae, Streptophyta, Magnoliopsida, Solanales, Solanaceae. The record is from RefSeq and is a predicted model, not a curated record.
AUGUCUCGCCGCCGUCGCAAUGCUGGUCCGACUGCUCCGAUAGAUCCUGUGCAACUCGUUACGCCUGCUCACGGUGUUGAUGCAACUGUAAAUACAAUUCCGAUGGAUAAAGAAGUAGUAUCGCCAAAUAUCACUGCUCGAAGACUUCACUUCUCUGAAAUUAGUGAUCCUGUUAAACCAUUGCCGACUGUUGCUGAAGUUGUUCGAGGUAAUCGAAAUGCUCAAAUGGGUAAGUCGCUAUCAUUUAUGCCUCCGAUCGAACGAGAUGGUCAGAGGGUUGUUAGAAUCAGUGUAGAGGAUUUUCAGCCUCAGAUAGAUUACUGGGCAAAUGCAUUGAUUGGAUAUGUGAUUGAUGACAAUCCAAAUGCUAAAAUGAUGGAGAAUUUUAUGAUGCAUGUCUGGAAUUUCGUUUCUAAACCACAGAUACUGAUGCAUGCUGAAGGUUAUUGUAUUUUUAGAUUCAAUAGUGAGGAAGAUAAAGAGUUAGUUAUUCAAUCUGGUCCAUACUCGUACAGGAACAAGCCUAUGGUGUUAAAGCCAUGGGAGAUUGAUUUUUCAUUCAGCAAUGAUGUACUUAGUACUAUUCCUGUAUGGAUUAGAUUCCCUGGCCUUCCAGUGGGUUACUGGUCUACUGAUGUUCUGAGUAAAUUGGCUAGUGCAGUGGGUAGACCAUUGUACACUGACAAAAUCACAGCACAUUAUGAGAAGAUUUCAUUUGCUCGAGUUUUGGUAGAGGUUGAUGCUGCACAUCCACUACCUGAUCAGAUUCAUAUUGACACUCCUUUUGGUAUGAAAAUACAGCAGAUUGAAUAUGAUUGGAAACCUAGUUUUUGCAACCAUUGUUUGAAAUUUGGUCAUGACUCUAUUGACUGCUGGUAUAAUGCAGGCAAAGACCAGGAAGUUGGUGACCAUGUGAAGGAGAGGAAGCAGAAAGCCAACAUACCAAAUCUGAUUAAAAGGACCAAGCAAGAAUGGGUUCCCAAGUCUUGUGCAGAUGCAAUAGCUAACCUACCAGUUCAGCCAAAACAGACCAGUUAG